Ceratina calcarata is the source of this 4488-nucleotide messenger RNA. RefSeq names its product Mitogen-activated protein kinase phosphatase 3 (gene Mkp3). Gene Ontology annotation, biological process: negative regulation of MAPK cascade; peptidyl-tyrosine dephosphorylation. Gene Ontology annotation, cellular component: cytosol; cytoplasm. Gene Ontology annotation, molecular function: MAP kinase tyrosine phosphatase activity; MAP kinase tyrosine/serine/threonine phosphatase activity; protein tyrosine/threonine phosphatase activity. NCBI's taxonomy places the organism in Eukaryota, Metazoa, Arthropoda, Insecta, Hymenoptera, Apidae. The transcript is spliced from 4 exons. The coding region runs from base 1248 to 2447 and encodes 399 amino acids. The record is from RefSeq and is a predicted model, not a curated record.
AUCCGGCGCCAAUCAAUGCGUGGAGCAGCUUCCCCUACGCUCAGGGUACUAAGCGCCAUUUGCCCAUUCUGGACGGAAGAAAGCUCGAGGUAAGGUGUGGCCUGCAGCAGGCUGGCUAGAAAACCACGGGAGUGCGACAGAGACGGUGGACGGUGCCAGAAGCGAACGGAAGCAGCGAGAAGAGGAAGGCAGAGCCAGUCGGGACGUCGGGAAUCGAGUGGCCGAGGGCUCUCUUCUGUGAGUCGAGCACGGGAACGAGAGAGAAAAGGAAAAGAAGAACAGGAAGUCGGGUACGGCGAGGGAAGAAGACGCGUCCGAACGAUGUUGGAGGGAUUCGUGAGGUGAGGGCGACGGUCUCGAGUCGCGCAGCGCCGAGAUACGCGACCGAUCUUCCCUGAACCUAGAGCGUGUGUUGCACGGACCGAUUCGAAUCGACCAACGGCUCCAGCAGCGUACAGCGCAGCAUCCCUUCCCUGUGUGUUUCGGUGUUUCGGAGCAGGAACGAAGACGGAUACCGUAAACGUGAUCGAGUCACGGACUCGUCGUAGAGCGUGGAAUAAGAGAGGAGCGCGCUCUUUCCACGAGCCGCGAUGUCGGUGUAGUCGUUCGAGAUAAAGAGAGUGGACGGAACGCGUGGGAUCAUGCAUUUGUCUGGUGGGCUGAAACGUUCGGCGUUAAUUGAACCUGUCGUCUCUAUUUACAAAAGGAUCAAUAAUCGAGAGCUGCUGGUGGUGGCGGCGGCAGUGGAGCACGAGUCGAAGGAAGAGGAGGAGUGAGCAGGCAUCAUCGGCAUCGAGGGUGCCGUACGAAGUGAUGGGAACACGUGAAAUCGUGACGGGGACACGCGUGUCUGAGAGUCAACACGGGCCUGGACGCCUCCGGGUAACGCGGUACACUACUCAACUCCAAGUGCCAUUUCGUCGUAUUCGAUAAAUAUUUAAGAGUAGAUGACACGUGCACGCGCGCUUCAUUCUAUUUGCGCACACUUCGCAUUGUCCCACAGUUAUCUGUGAGCAUGUGACCACGAGGUUGUCGUUCUCUGCGAGUUAUAUUCCAGUAAGAUGUGUGCACUUUGACCAGUAGUGAAGCAUUAAUUAAAAGUGCCAUAGCAGAAAGGAGAUUCUCAGGUGUUUGCUGUUCCUUUUUUGGAAAGCGAUGGGAAACAGUGGAUUAAUUGAUCCAAGGAGAUCGUAUCUGUGAGGAGGACUCGGGGAAAAGGCCAAAGAACCAGGCAGAAUUCUGUCAGCAUGCCAGGCGGAAUUAUGGACGAGGAUCUGAUAGAUCCAGAAUGGCUGUUCAGGGAACUCAGAUCACCGACUGGUCCCAAUAGGCUUCUCAUCUUGGACUGUAGGGCACACUCUGACUUCUCUGAAGCUCACAUUAGAGGCUCGGUUCCUUUAGCUGUACCUAGCAUUAUGCUGAGAAGGCUGGCAGCUGGCAAGGUCGAUCUGCUGUCUACGAUAAGGUGCUUAGACCUAAGAAACAGAGUGGAAGCGUUUCUGUGUGGCGAUGAAAACAGCAAAGGGACAUUCGUAUUAAUCGGUGACUCUACAGACCCUGCUGGACAUCAGGGUGAAACUAUUCAAGUUUUAAGUCGAAGAUUUAGAAGUAGUGGAGGAUAUGUAGCUAUCUUAAUGGAUGGUUUUGGAGCAUUCAGAGAUAGAUACCCCGAGUGGUGUGAAGGUAGUCAAGCCAAUAACGAGGGUCCUCCAGGUCAGGAUUCCAACGACGGGGAAUUGAUGGGUCUCAGAUCCCUUAGAAUCUCCGGACCACCUACGAGGUCGUAUUCUGACUCUGACAGUGAUAGCACGUGUGAUUCUAUUGGACCGGAGGAGGAUAAAGAGUUCCCGGUCGAAAUUCUACCCCAUCUAUACCUCGGGAACGCGGCGAACAGCGGGGACAGCGAGGCCCUGGCGCGCCAUAGGAUACAGUACAUCCUGAACGUGACCCCAGAUUUGCCAAAUGUAUUUGAAAACGCUGGUUCGAUAAAAUACAUGCAAAUACCUAUAAGCGAUCACUGGAGCCAGAAUUUAGCUAGUUUCUUUCCACAGGCAAUUCAGUUUAUCGAGGAGGCUCGAAGUUCAGACAAGGGAGUGUUGGUUCAUUGCUUGGCUGGGGUAUCCCGAUCCGUUACGAUCACCGUGGCCUACCUUAUGCACAAAUGUAGCCUCAGCCUGAACGACGCGUUCAACCUGGUGCGCAGUCGGAAGUCGAACGUCGCGCCAAACUUUCAUUUCAUGGAGCAACUGCACAGUUUCGAGAAGGAAUUGAGAGACAGAGGCGAUAGAAGUAGCAGGGGAAAUGAUCAAAGGUGCAUCGGCGCGUGUCGACCUGGAGGGCCCUGUAAUUGUCCAGCGCCGAGCUUCCUCAGUCCUAUCGAUCUGGGCCUUAGUCCAGACUCCGGGAUAGAAUUCGACAGGUGGGCGUCCAGCACGCCGGCCGAAUGAGACGGGCCAGGAGGGACCCAAUACAAGUUUUAGGUCCCUCCUAGUACGUCGUCAUAGUAAAAAGGGAAGCCCUAAUUGAAGGGUGCGGGAAACGGAUUUUAUAUUUCUCCUUGGAGAAGAGUGCGAAUCAGGAUUUUAAAGUCACAAGGAAGUAAACGUACGUACUUGCUAGAUUAUUCUAUCAAUAGUUGUAACGUCGAGUUCAAAGCUAUCAUGCAACUGAUCGAUAGACUUUCAACAAUUCUCGCGACAGUGGAAAGAUAUAUACGGUGAAUUCUAGUGAAGUUCUUAAAACGGCUGACUCUUCAGUUUAUUAUCGGUUGACGAAUUCCUUUUAAACAUGUGAAGUUAUAUUUCGCUUUUUCUCGGAGCAUUCUAAAUCUUUAUCUAAGACCGUAUUGCAAUUUAGAGAAAAUAAUUAGUUAAGUAGGAUUGCUAAAAUAUGUUGUACGAUUAUUUCUUUUAUAAGUUGACGUGAUAUAGUGUUAAACACUGAAAGUAUUUUAUAAAUUCGACUCUGGACUUUCCUACAAAUAAUCAGUGUAAUCGUAUAUCGGUAUUAUCGGCUUAAAAAAAAAUUGAUCAUUCUCUUAAGUAGCUGUCUGGAAUUCGUUUGAUCACUUCGUUGUUAGGAUACGAUUUUAUACUUGCGAGAUGUCUAUAUUUUUAAUACUUAUUCCCUGAACCCUUCAAUUAACAAGGCUGUGUUUUGAUUUCAUCGCUGACGAGAUGCUUGUUUCGAGGUGACGCGAGUACGAAGUAUAAAUCGUAUAAAACGGGCAAUCAUAAGUAGUCGAAUUAAAUAAUAACAACUGCUUGAUAUAAAAAACUAAAUUUAAGUUCAGUGGUACAAAAUGAAUUGAGGAAUCGCUCUCGUACUAAACAGUUUAGAUUACUAUAAAGAAAAAGUAUAUAUAUAUGUAUAUAUAUAUAUACAUAUGAAGAAUUAUGAUUCGAUACUGCUCGAGCGUAAUUUUUGAGAUAGUUUUUCAAAUCCACAGAAGUGACUUAUAUCGAAAAGGGUACAUAUUUCCCGGUGCAAUUCUGAUAUUUAAGGAUUUGCAAUCUCGUAUGCACGUUCUCUGCCCCUGUCUGUCUGUCUGUCUGCCUGUCUGUCUGACUGUCUGUCUGACUGUCUGUCUGACUGUCUGUCUGUCUCUCUUUCUCUUCCUCUUCUUCAUUUUCUUUCCAUCGAGUAUAAUGCGUAAAUCGAUUAAAGAGUACAUCUUUAUGGAUCAGUGCAUUUCUAUAGGGCAUUCCGAGUCUUAUACUUCAGAACUACAAGAUCAGGGUCAACAUAGACGCGUGCAGCAACUUGAGAAAAUUAUUUGAAUUCAGGUUGUGGAAUCUAAAACGUUGAUAGUUAAUUUUACCGUAAACUAGACAGUAUAUUAUAAAAGAAAAUCGCCAUACACGUAUUCUAUAAGCCAGGGACUUUUUUGUACGACGAUUUUGAUCCAUAACGUCGAUACAAAAGGAUGAAAAAAAAGGGGGGAACGUUUCAAUCUAGAUACAUACAUUAACGAUAAUGUACAGCAGUUUGAGAUACUAAAAAACAAUUCUCGAUCCAGCACUGUUUCUAUUGUCUUACAGAUCUCAGAUUAUAUAUUUAAAAUUAUUUUUGUAAUAAAAAAACACAAAGAAAGAAAAAAGAUAAUGGAAAUCGCAUAUUCACAUUCCCACGAGCCAUGAAUGACCUGAUGAUACUGUAAAAAAAAAAGAAGGGAUUACAGCUGGAAACUAUCUUUCGUGUACUAUAUGUAUUGAGCAUAAUUGAAGUUAAUAAUGAGUGUACACAGUGAAUGUUAUUAUUUUUCAUCGUAAUUAACUUGCGGAGUUGUGGUGAAAUUGGCUCUCGGCUUAUCCGCGAGAGUGAAUUGAUAUAUACAACUAAGAAAAAAUAUAUAUAUAUAUAUUUGACGUUAAUGUAAUAACAAUAUUCUACUAUUACACUGUUGUCUGUUGUAUGUUUAUCGGGCGUGACGCUCGAAAGAUUUAAUCAAAUAUUAUGUAUAUUACAUAAAUUAUUAUUUUAUAUUCA